AUGGAUAAAAAAAGUACCGGAUCAGCAAAUCAUAGUGUGGGAGGGAAUAAGAUGAAUGAAUUGGAAUUUUCAUCGUUACCAGCAGUAGUAGUGGUAGAGAGUUUAGGACUGGAUUCAUUUUUACCAGUAUCAUGUGAAUUUCCUGAAUCAUUGUUACCAAUAAAUGGGGUACCGAUAUUAAAUUACAUGAUAGAGAUGCUUCUUAAGAAUGGCGUGACUGAGAUAUAUUUGUUAGCAUAUUCUCAUAAGGAUUUAUUGAUGGACCAUGUUGAAAAGUUAAAGACAUCUAACAAGAAAUUAAGGUCACUAAAUAUUCAGAUUAUUCAGUUGGGAGUACACUGUAAUUCAAUAGGGGAUGCAUUAAGGGAUUUGGACUGCCAGGUAGAUAUUAGAGACGACUUUAUUCUGAUACAGGGAGGUCUACUUUGUGUUGCAGAUAUAAAGGAGGUAGUUCAGUUCCACAAAAAAAAGAGAAGUAGCCAAACUCCAAAUUUAUCAAUGACAAUGAUAUUUAUGGAAAGUCCACCAUUAAGUACUUUAAGGACAAGGAAAAAUGAAAAUUUGGUUAUAUAUGAUCAGGUAUCGAAUGAGCUGGUGCAAUGGGGUAGAUUUGAUGAUGAUUACUCUUCUAGAUUAUCAAUGAAGACUUUGUUGAGGAACUCAAGCUCUUCUUAUUAUGGGACAAGCAAGUGCAUCAUUAGAUACGACUUACUGGAUAUAGGACUUGCAAUAUGUUCUCCCCAGUUAUUAAAGACAUUUUGUGAGACGUUUGAUUAUACAGAUCUAUUUAAUGACUUUGUACAAAAUGCUUUAAGUUCUGAUAUUAAGCAAGACGUGAUAGAUGUUUCAAUAAUGUCUCAAUAUGCUGUUAAGAUCACAGACUUUAGGACAUAUCAUGUAGCACAACAGCAUGUAUGUGAGGGAUGGGCAUUUCCAUUGGUACCGGAUUAUUGUAGUAUAUCUGGACAAAAUGUACAAAGAUACCAGGGAUUUAGCAUAUUUUUGGGGGAUAAUGUGAAUAUAAGUCCAAGUUCGGAGAUAGGAUCUAUAGUUACUAUAGGAAAGUCUACAAAGAUUGGUAAUAAUUGUAAGAUCUCGAAUUCUUUUAUUGGUGAGAAUUGCGUGAUAGGAGAUAACUGUAUAAUUAAAGGAUGUUCAAUACUAGAUAAUACCGUUAUUGGGGAUAAUGUAGAAUUGGAUUCAAGCUUUAUUUCAAGUAGUGUUAAAAUUAUGAAUAAUGUAAAGGUGAAUCCAUGUUGUUUAAUAGGAUCUGAAAUUAUUAUUCAAGAGAAUUCAAAAAUUGAAUCUUUAAGUAGGGUAUCGAGGUAUAUUUCAAGAUCUUUAUUACUUGAAUAUUGCAAAAAUAAAUUAGGAGACAAUUUCAGCCAUGAUGAUGAUGAAUUUAGAAGUAGUAGUAACUCUCCGAGUAUGAAUCUGAGACGAUUCAAACUUUUAGAUGAAACAGAUUUGGCUAAAUUAAGUAGUCUUACUGGAGACGGGAUGAUCUUAAAUGGUGUGAUCUGGCCUGAGAAUAAGUCUGUUGGAUUGUUGAAUGACGAGAUCAUGAAUGAAGAUGUACUUUCUAAUAUUGUUUUGUUUGACUCUUCAGGAAAUAGGGAGACAUUGUGCAGUAGUGGCUCAGAAAGCUCAGAAGACGAAGAUUUAGAUCCAGAAAUUAUUGGAAGAGGGAGAGCAGGUAUUAGCACGGGUAACGGGAGCUUGGAUAAAAGUAAUGUCCGAAAAGGGGAUGAGGAAGAUGAAGAGGAAGAUGAAGACUCGAGAGAGUUUUUUGAGGAAUCUGUCCUACUUAUAAAGUCUGGGCUUGAGAAUCCAGUGCAUAUGUCUAACAAGAUACUUGAGCUGAAGGGAUUAAGGUUUGCAUUUUUCAAGGAUGAUUUGGAUAUUCUAGAUACAUGCAUGGUUAUGGUAUUGGAUUUAAUUAAUAAGAAUUCUGAGCAGGUUUUAGUAAGUGAUGCAGGAGGAAGUAAUAAUAAUAGUUUAAGAAUCGAUUUAAACAGAUUUAAAGGCUUUUGUGAAAAGAAAGGGAUUCUGGAACUUAUAUCAGCUUUUAAUAGAAAUGAGGAUGAGCUCUUUACCAGCUUAAUUUGCUCAAAGUUGCUGAAUUUUGCUGCAAAAAAAGACUCUCAUCUUCCUUUUGGAUCUCUACUAGUGACAUUCGAGAAACUUGAUCUUAUUAAUCAGUCAUUUAUCCCUGGCUGGUACGACAGUUUGGUUGGGGUAACUGAAGCUAAAACGGAAGAUCAAGCCCUUUCAAUAUUAAAGUCGGACUUUGUAGUGAAGUAUAUUGAGUGGCUAAAGGAGGAUGAAGAAGAAGAAGAUGAUGAUAGUGAUGAUGAAUAG
Cryptosporidium ubiquitum is the source of this 2361-nucleotide messenger RNA. Its product is annotated as translation initiation factor EIF-2B epsilon subunit. The record is from RefSeq and is a predicted model, not a curated record. Gene Ontology annotation, cellular component: eukaryotic translation initiation factor 2B complex. The coding region runs from base 1 to 2361 and encodes 786 amino acids. Lineage: Eukaryota; Apicomplexa; Conoidasida; Eucoccidiorida; Cryptosporidiidae. The transcript has a single exon. Gene Ontology annotation, molecular function: guanyl-nucleotide exchange factor activity; translation initiation factor activity; translation initiation factor binding.